This is a messenger RNA of Saccostrea cuccullata (small rock oyster), 547 nucleotides long. RefSeq names its product short-chain collagen C4-like. The annotation marks the transcript as partial. The transcript is spliced from 2 exons. The record is from RefSeq and is a predicted model, not a curated record. Lineage: Eukaryota; Metazoa; Mollusca; Bivalvia; Ostreida; Ostreidae.
UACAUUUCAGCUAGUGGAGUGUUUGUACGAUGGGGGCGAAAGGAUUGUCCUUCUGAUAACAACACUGAACUUGUUUACUCAGGAUUUGGUGGAGGAUCUCAUCAAAGCCACACUGGUGCUGCAGCUGAGUUUGUUUGUUUACCACCCGACCCAAACCUGACCACAAAAUUCACCUCCUCUUUUUCUUAUAUGUAUGGAGCAGAAUACGACUCCACUGACUUUGGUCUGCAUGAUGGAGAUGACUUGCCUUGUGUAGUUUGCAGAAGGAAGACGCAAUCCAGCGUCUUGAUGAUUCCAGGAAAAAAUAGCUGCUACUCGGGAUGGACGGAGCAGUAUCAUGGAUACUUAGCAACCGGAUACUAUGCAAGCAAAGCAGCUUCGCAGUACAUCUGUGUUGAUGAACAUCCCGAGGCCCUAAGAGCAGGAGAACGUAACGAUGACGGAAAAUGGGUCCACUCCGUCAAAGCGGUGUGUGGCUCGCUGCCAUGUCCUCCUUAUCAUAAUAAUAUGUAUCUAACGUGUGUUGUGUGCACAAAAUGAACAUCUU